This is a messenger RNA of Saccharomyces kudriavzevii IFO 1802, 2109 nucleotides long. It is a transcript of the gene SSK1, whose product is annotated as mitogen-activated protein kinase kinase kinase SSK1. Gene Ontology annotation, molecular function: protein kinase activator activity; phosphorelay response regulator activity. The transcript has a single exon. Gene Ontology annotation, biological process: osmosensory signaling via phosphorelay pathway. The record is from RefSeq and is a predicted model, not a curated record. Gene Ontology annotation, cellular component: Mcs4 RR-MAPKKK complex. The coding region runs from base 1 to 2109 and encodes 702 amino acids. NCBI's taxonomy places the organism in Eukaryota, Fungi, Ascomycota, Saccharomycetes, Saccharomycetales, Saccharomycetaceae.
AUGCUUAAUUCCGCAUUGUUAUGGAAGGUUUGGCUGCGAAUAGACAACUCGACUGACGAAGUGAACCAGCCAAUUGCUGUGCAGUUCGAUGAAAUAGACACUAUUGAUGAUUUGAAGAGUAGGUUUUUUCAAAGACUAAGUUCAACCCGAUGGCGUGAAAUUAAUGACAAUGCCUCCAUUGCUAUAGGUCUAUACGCGCCCAAGUUGGAAAGUCAAGGUGAUAUUAGUAAUAGCAAAAGCAUUUAUGAUAAUGGUGAUAAUGGCAACGUCAAUACUUUUGAUAGUAGUAACACUAAGAAUUGUACGAGUUCCACUACUGGAGCAUUUGGUCUUACAAAGGAUUCCGCGAGGGACAAGAAUGUACUCCAGCAUCCUAAACCUACCCAGAAAAGAGGAGCGUUAUACGAAGCCUUUGCCGCUGCGCCAACAGUGGCCAUGGCUAUUAAUGCAGAUUUUUCUCACAACGAGGCACCAUCACCAGGUCCGCAAAGGCCAUAUUCUACUAGUCCGAAACAGCUUCCAGCAACGGCUAAGAGUCCCUUACUGCGAUUUGCCUCUGUUUCACCGUACCCUAAAUUUUACUCGGAUAAUCAUGUUAUGGCGCCAACAGGUCUCACAUAUGUCUCACCUCAUAAUAAAACCAAAUAUGCAAGACCUUUAAUGAGAAAAGGUUUGAAUUAUAAAACUGAAUCUGUCAAUGAUUCCACUUACAAAAUCAUCUUUGAACCAGAUGAAUUGGCCAUUAACAUAUAUAAGGAACUCUUCGGCACCAUGGGCUCUCAGUCUGCGUCGCAGUCCCUGCGAAUAUUUUCGAAUGUUAAUUUGCGCCAGGAUAUACCGCCUUUAGACAUUUUGAACGUUGCAGACUAUGUCCCUACGAAUGACGAAAUUUCGCAACAAGCAAUUCAACCAAUAGAUCACAGAGAUGUUUGCGUUCUUCACCCAAACAAUCAAAUCUCUUCUGGGGAACGAGUGAACAACGAUAAGGCAGAUCUGAAAGAUAAGGGUGAUGAUAGCAACCCCCAGGAAUUCAAACUGAUAACGGAUGAAGAGCAACUAAGAAGAGCAUCACAGGAACUGAAGGAUGAGGAGAAAGAUACUGAGUCACCUUGGCAAGCUAUAUUGCUGUUGCCAAAGGGUUACAAGGGAGGAAUAGAUUUCCAGAAUAAACCAGUGCCUUGCGCAGAUUCGUCUUCCAUCAAUGAAGAUACCAUUAUUCAUCCCGAGUUGGAAGUUGGUCCCGAAUCUCCUUCACAACAAAGCGGUCCUCUUGAUGAAUUCGGGGUGGAUAUGAUUCAAUCUAUUCCAGAAUGUCAAAGAAGGAAAGACGACAUUCCACCGGCGUCACCAAUAUUGAUAAACAGUCAAACACCACAGUAUUCAGGUUCACUUUAUAAGACACCCUUUACUGUUUCGUCACCACCGGAUCCCUUACCAAAUUUGUUUACUACAACGAGUGAAAAAGUUUUCCCGAAAAUCAACGUUCUAAUCGUCGAAGAUAACGUCAUUAACCAAGCAAUCCUAGGUUCUUUUUUAAGGAAACAUAAAAUAUCAUACAAACUGGCCAAAAAUGGGCAAGAAGCUGUCAAUAUUUGGAAAGAAGGCGGAUUGCAUUUAAUUUUCAUGGACUUGCAACUGCCUGUUUUAUCUGGUAUAGAAGCUGCCAAGCAGAUUAGAGAUUUUGAAAAACAAAAUGGUAUAGGCAUCCAAAAAGGUCUCAAUAAUUCACAUUCCAACUUUGAUAAAGGAACUUCCAAGAAGUUCUCUCAGGCCCCCGUGAUCAUAGUAGCAUUGACCGCAUCCAACUCUCAAAUGGAUAAAAGGAAAGCGCUUCUUUCUGGUUGUAACGACUACUUGACCAAACCAGUAAACCUGCACUGGUUAAGUAAAAAAAUAACAGAAUGGGGUUGUAUGCAAGCACUGAUUGACUUUGACAGCUGGAAACAAGGAGAAAGUCGGAUGACAGAUAGCGUAUUGGUCAAAUCUCCACAGAAACCUAUUGGAUGCUCGAACUCUAAUUCUUUCAAACAAACGACACCUAUCACACCUAAUAAGCAUAGUCCAGUCAGAAAGAAUUUAAAUCUUUCGCCGACUCAGAUAGAAAUGUGA